Paraphaeosphaeria sporulosa is the source of this 453-nucleotide messenger RNA. RefSeq lists its product as uncharacterized. The transcript is spliced from 2 exons. The coding region runs from base 1 to 453 and encodes 150 amino acids. The record is from RefSeq and is a predicted model, not a curated record. NCBI's taxonomy places the organism in Eukaryota, Fungi, Ascomycota, Dothideomycetes, Pleosporales, Didymosphaeriaceae.
AUGCUCACCUAUCCCCAAGUUCCAGUAACUGAAGGAACCCACGUUGAGGUUCCUUUAUGCGAGAAGGGCGAUCAACGCAUGCAGGCGAAUGCUGGCAUCAAGCUUUUCAUCGUCACUGCUCAGCGAUCAAUUUUCGAACUGUUCACGCAGAACAUCCUCUACGACCCAGCGAUCAUGGGGUCAGUCAUUGGCAUGGAGGACUAUUCACUCCAAGGUGCUGUUCCUGUGGACCCGGCUAGCACAGCCUACACACUUCGUGACGAUGAUCUCCUUGUGGCCGCUAUUAUUCAAUACAAGCCCGACUCCAGGCUUGACGACUUCGCCAUCAACUGGGCUUCGCAGACCUGUGACCUUUGGAAGAAAGGCCAGCCCACCCGAGCUUCCACUGAACAAAAGGAUCGUACCUGCAACACUUCCGAAGAUUAUUACAUCACCAAGAAGGCAUGUGGCUGA